CAUCCCAUUGGUGGUGUAGGGUGCCAAAGCCGGAGGGUCCUUAUCGGAGGGGUCCAGUGAUUGGUUGAUCGGGUCUGUGUGUGCUUGCAGCGCAGCCUUUCCGUUUGAAUGUGCUGGGGACUGGAGGGGAUCAUUUCCAUGGACCAUCUGUCUCACUGGCUACCCACACAACAAAGGACCCAGGAUGGUGUUAGUACAUGUUGGAUAUCUGGUUCUCCCCGUCUUCGGCUCAGUUAGAAAUAGAGUAUCGAGGCUGGCUCUACAUUCCGCAUUUCUCAGACCUUUGUCCCCCUCCAUUGUGUAGCUAACGAUCAUCUGCUGCUGUCUGCCGUAGCCUCUGCCUGUUCUCUGCAUCUAGCUGUAUUGUGAACCCCUUCUUCCUCAUUUCCUCUUUCCAUCUGAAGACGACAUUGGCAUUAAACCGAGUUCUCACUCAUACCGUAUCCUUCUGUGUAACAGACUAAAGAAUAACACCUUCUGUAGAAAACAGUUUGUCUUUAUUUAAACUGUCAUGUUGCUCUUCAGUGAAUAACCCAUUGUAGCAUUAGACUUUACUACAAACUGUCAUUGUGAUUCUCCCAUUCAGUGUGGAUAGACUACAUUUUGCUGUAAAUUUCUGUAAAGUGGAUACAUUUUGAUCCUCCCCGAUUCGAUUACAGCCAGGCUUGAUCGAACUCUUUCAAUUUUGUCUCCAUCCCCUAUUUGCAAAGGUGCAUUGUACCAGCUUUUGUAAUCAUUAAAGCACUUGUAUGAUCACCUUCUCUAAAUAAUUGUGACCAAUAAUCUUUGGUUUUCCUAACAUUCACCAAUUAACCAAUACCUGUAGUACUAAAACCACAGUGAUUUGUGUGAUGCCAUUUUCACCUUUGAUGGUCCACUGCACCUGUCCAAACGGCUGGUCAUAAUCCUAUCCAUGUGUGAACGCCUUUGUUCCUGCUAGAUGAAUUGAUUUAGUCAGUCACAGUAAAUUGGCAAGACUCGGCUCUAACUCAUCUUGCCAUUUGAGAAUCCCUGCUAUCAUGCACAGCCCCCCCUCCCCUCUUAAGUCUUUCCUCAGACACCUCCAGAAUGCUAUCCAUUUUACAGGGAUGUUUAUAUCCUGCACUGCUGUAGAACUCCUUUUAGAAUGAAAAUGUCUUUUAUUCUUUGGUUGUGGUUUUCUACCUUAUGUUCUUGUAUUAGAUCCUAAUGCAUGGUCAUUUUACACUUUUGUUUUUUUCACAUUGAACAGCAGAUUCCAAUGUAAACCUUGUGUAGAGAUGUCCCUGCUAUACUGAAAUGUGCUGUAAGCAUACACAUCUACUCAUUGGAUGCUGCUUCUGUUCUGUUAACCCUACAGAGAGCAUGGUCGGGCCUUGCCUUUUGGUCUUUAUUUGCAUGGUAUUAUUAUGAUUAUAUAUGAUAUACUACUCUUAUUAUUACUAUUAUCACACAGUGCCGCACAUACUAAUAUUUUCCAAUAAAGACUGUAGUUUUCUUUCUAACCUUCAGUGUGCUUUUUGCUGAUUUCCAUGUGUUCCUCCCCUCCUCCCUUCACACUGUGCUGUCACUGAGACGGUCCCCUCACUCUUUAUGUGCUCUCAUUUCUCAGCUGUCUUUGACAGAGUUUAUUCAAGUUGCUGCUCUGCUUACUUUGGACCUCCCUCACAUCCACUCAUUGGUGUUCAUUGACGAGUUAGCAUCGGAACAACUUUGGGCGAUAUGGAUCAAAUCUUCUGUUUGGGAGCACACUUCACCAGGCAUCAACACAGCCAUGCUACCUCCUGCCGACACUUUCACCUGGGCGCUCCCCAGGUGCCCAUCUCAGCAGAGUUCCCUCUAGGACACACCAGCCAGCCACCUCAGACAGGCCUGGCCACCCACCUGCCCCCGGCACACCACCCACCCCUCACUGCCCUGCCUGCACCCCCUCAGUUCCAGGAUGUGCCGGGGCCUCCAUUCCUACCUCAGGCCUUACACCAGCAAUACCUCAUCCAGCAGCAGCUUCUUGAAGCGCAGCACCGCAGGAUUCUCCCACACUCAAGAAGAACCCAGGAGCGUAUUCCCCUGAACCCUCACCGACUGCGCUCAGGUUAUGAGUACUCCCCUGCCCUCCAUGUUCCCCAGCCAAUGACACAGCAGCAGCAGCAGCGGUACCUGGCCGAAGGCACAGACUGGGAUCUCAGUGUUGAUGCCGGCCUCCCUCACCACCAGUACCAGCUCCAGCAGCUUCCGCAGCACUAUCAGCAUUACCUGGCCUCCCCUCGAAUGCACCACUUCCCCAGGAACACAUCCUCUGCACAAGUGGUUGUGCAUGAAAUCAGAAACUACCCGUACCCCCAGCUGCACCUGUUGGCACUGCAAAGUCUGAAUCCUUCGAGGCACGCCACCGCUGUGCGAGAAAGUUAUGAGGAGCUGUUGCAGUUGGAGGACCGGCUGGGGAGUGUCAGCAGAGGAGCAGUUCAGACAACCAUAGAGAGAUUCACCUUUCCACACAAAUACAAGAAGAGAAAGCCCCUGCAGUUGAAGAUUGCGGAGGAGGAGGAAACAGAUGUGGAUGAGAAGUGUACCAUCUGUUUGUCCAUGCUGGAGGACGGAGAGGAUGUCAGGAGAUUGCCCUGCAUGCACCUCUUCCACCAAGGCUGUGUAGACCAAUGGCUGGCCACCAGCAGGAAGUGUCCGAUCUGUCGAGUUGACAUCGAAACACAGCUGAACCCUGACAGCUGAUGAGAUUUAACCCCCCCCCCCUCCUUGUCAAUCACCCUCGUCUGGUGUGGUUUCUGCUUUCUUCCACCCCGGCUUGCCGGCUCUCCCCCCACCCCCCCUUGUUGGGUGCUUUGCCAAAUGUCUCCAGACUUCAUGUGACAUCACCACCCUUCUGACUCACGCUUUACUGAGCCAAGCCAGGAUAACUAACUUCAUGAGAGGCCGCAAAGGACUCUCUUUAUAUAGAAGCACAUCCCUCUGGAGGCAAAAGACACGCAGGCACACACACACACACACACACACACAUACUCAUGUACACAGGGUUUACUUGUAGCUUGCUGGUCGUAAGUGGGGUGUUGUUGCUGUUGUGGUGUUGUACUGUAGGUAGCCCCGGGCUGUGUAGCAUGUCCUCAAAGCCAUGACUUAAAGUCCUGUGAGUGGAAAACACAUAACCCCACACUGAGCUGGCUACUUUCUCUCUUUUUCUCUCUCUCUCUCUCUCUCUUUCUACAUAUAUCUCUCUUUCAAACACACUUCAAUCAAAAUGAAUAUUCUGCCACACAAGAAAGCUUAACAAAUGCUCUGAUGCCAUGUUUACCUAAAGAUCAUUUGUGGUCGUAGUAGAGUAGCAGUAACCAACAAGUGAUAUCUGGCUGUCGCCUUCUUGGGGGGACACGCACCAGCUAGCUGAGUGUUUUAAUUCUAUCAUGCAGCUUUGACAUUUUGCAAUACAGUUGUACAUUUACCUUGGGUUGGUGUCGUGUGAGUAGGUCUCUUUUACUGCUGUGGAAAACCGAGCCCAGUGAUCGAGUCGUUAAGUGUUUUGAAAAUUUAAAAUAUAGGUAGAAAGUGUUUUUACCAAAAUGCAUUUUGUCACGGUAUAGCUUGAACCUGACGCGCAGGUGUGUGUAAGUGUGCUCUGCUCUGUGUGACUUAAAGAAUAUGUCUAAAAAUGUGUGGAUGUUCAAAGAGUGUGAGUGUGUUUUAAGGGUUCGAAGCAACACCUCGACGUUAACUCACCGUAGGUUAAUAGCAUGGCCACUGGAGUGCUUAUAGAACACAAAGCCAAAAAAAAAAAAAAGGGAUGGAAAAUGGAAAAUAUUAGGCACUGCAGAGCAAGGUGGGAGGAAGACUUCGCUGCCCUUGUACCUGUAUCUUCCACCAGUGGCAGAACAGUAUGUACUAAAAUGCAUGUUUCAUCUUUGACUUGGGCUGUUAGCUUUGGUAGCGUUUCUUCAAUUUAAAAAGGUACAGAGAUGGCUUUGCAUGACUUAGUUAAUCUGAGCUGUGACUAUCUUCUCAACACUAACUAACAAAACAUAAAAACAGUGUCAGUGGCUGCUCCCCUGACUUGUAGCGUGUGUUCAUCCUGUCCCCUUUGGUGGCAACGACGGGAUCCUCUUUUUGAUGUUUACCUUAUUGCCUAAAGAACAAGCACAUGUGACAAUAGUUAUAGCAACACAAGUUUUUUUUUCUUGGUAUUGCAUUUGCGUUGGUUUAUAUUUAGGUAUAGAUUCAUGCAGUGUUUCAGCGGAGAGAGGAGCUUGCGUAUUGAUCUUGUGUAUUUGUGUGACAGACCUCCCCUCGUGGUUGCUAUGCUGGUUGCUAUGCUGUAUUGCUAGAACAUGUAGAACGUGGUACGACGGAGGCAGCCUCCCUCUCGCAGUGCACACAGACACCAGACUACAUUCAGGCUGUUUCUACUUGGUCUGACCAGUUUUCACUUCUUCUGUUUUUUACCCUUUGUGUCAGCCUGCCGUUUCAGUUCUACAGGACGCCUUUAGGACCCUCACUGUCCAAUGCACUGUGAUAGUAAAGGUUAAACCCAGAGACUCUUUUAGCCUUGUGGGUUAAGGAUCAAUUAACUCAGAUUACUCCCUGUCUUGUGCACUGCCAGUGUCGACACUGCCUCCUCCUGUAGUGGAGUCAUCUGUGAUGAAGUUUUCAUAGUUUACACAGGGUGUUGUCAGUUGAGAUGCCUUAAGUAUUUAACAAUCAUAAUUUAUUACUAACUGUAGAUAUUGUGGGUAUUUAAUUUUAUAUAGUUUUUUUUUUGUGGGGGGGCUGAAUCAUCAUUUAUUUAUUUAGAAAUAACACAAAAAUGCUAUGAAAAAAAACUAUUACCUCAUUUUUGCAUUGUUUUGGGAAUGCUUUGCAUGCAGUUGUACGUUUUGGAACACUAAAGAAGAAGAAAAAAAAAAAGAUCCCUGCUGUUUGAUCUCUACAAGCUGGCUGUGCGAUGUUUACUGUCAAAGGCUGAGCUACUGAGCCCGCUCUCCAUCUAUCCCCCUCUCUCUCUCUCUCUCUCUCUCUCUCUCUCUCUCUCUCUCUCUCUCUCUCUGUCUCUCUCUCAUGUGGUGCUGUGGAUCUCGGUUACAUUCCAUUCAAUGCAAUUUCUCUGAUCCCCCAUGCUGUGAUGUAGUGGACAAACUGCAAUCAAGUGAUUUUCUUUUUGUUUUGCACUCACUUGUUUAAAUAUGGGAACCCUCUCACUGGCAAAAAAAAAAAAAAAAAGGUUAGUUUAGAUAAUUUAAUAUUAUCACUAAAAACUCUAGCUUUUAUUUUUUAUGCUCUGCUUCUCACAAUGCACUAUGGGUCUUAAUAACGAUCAUCUGUGAAGCAUGUUACUUUGCUUUAACUCUUUGUAUCUAGCUUUGAAUUUUCAUCUCUCUGGUGUUUCUCUUCAGUUUGUAGACUUAAGCAUAACAAGUGCCUCGCUUUAUGUAUUAGGAGAUAUUUCCAUAUUACUGAAACCAUUAAUAACAAUCAAUCCAUGAAGCCACCAUGCCUUAUUGGUUGCAUAAUUAACUAAAAGAGUGAGUUGUGAAGGAGCUAAGACAACAUUUGACAGGUGUCUACAAAAGCCAUUAUCCUCAAAAUUUAAGUCAAACUGUCCAAACUAGCUGUUGGUUUGUAGAACUGGAGCGUUACAUAUUGUGGAAAUAGUUCUGACUAUAAAGAGGCAUGUUUCAUUGUGGGCUUUACAAAUACUUCAGUAAUCCUUCUUUAAUUCUGUUUAUCUUUUAUCCUUAAUUCUUCACUUGUUUUUUUUUUAUUUUACCGUCCAUCUCUACUCUCAGAAUCUAUCCUGUUUCCUUUCAGUCUAAAAGGAAGGCAAGGAUUUAAAAGCACAACCUUUUCUAAAAAUGCAUGUUUUCUCAGGUUUCAAUAUAGUCUCAAUGGUUUAAUAGUAUAUGGUGAAAAUAUAUACAAAGAAUAUAAAAAUUAUAAAUUUUGUUGCUGUUUGAAACUGAAAAACAAAACUGAAGAGAAAAUAACCCAAACAGUGCCAGUGAAAGGGCUGCCGCCAUCCUUGUAUGAAACUCUGCUGUUUAGCUGUGACUGCGCAAUGUUUUUCAAUAUAGGAUAUUUUAUCUGAAAAUAGAACUAUUUAUCAUUAAUAUUAAAGCAAUAGCGCAUUAAUGGUGAUGAGUGUGUUGAUGAAGAAAUGGAUGAGCAUAUUAUGGGUAAAUGUUAGAUUCACAUGUGGUGGAAUUUUGUACUUUAUUUAUUAUUACUACUAAUAAUAAUGAUAAUGAUUUCAAAAGUUGCAUUGCUAAACCCAAACUGUUCUGUUUUUUAAUUUUAUUUCAUGGCUUGUAUAUUAUCCUUUUGUAUGUGCUCUUUUUGUAAUAAAUUGGAUAAAAUGGA
Sander lucioperca (pikeperch) is the source of this 6336-nucleotide messenger RNA. RefSeq names its product ring finger protein 165a (gene ark2ca). The transcript has 10 exons. The coding region runs from base 1702 to 2706 and encodes 334 amino acids. Gene Ontology annotation, molecular function: ubiquitin protein ligase activity; zinc ion binding. The record is from RefSeq and is a predicted model, not a curated record. Lineage: Eukaryota; Metazoa; Chordata; Actinopteri; Perciformes; Percidae.